CAUUUCUGUAUUGUGAUUUAUUCCAAAAUGAAUAAUGAUUUUACAAAAAGUAUUUUCAUCGUCGGUAAUACAUUAGAAUACGUUCUUUUCGAAACGGCAAUAAACUCUGCGAAAGCUGGUUUGCCUGUUUGGUACAUAUCGAUUGUUCCAUUCAAUAAGAUUCCAGAUAAUAUAGAUAUUCCCGGAAAAGAAGUUCUAAACUUAAUAACGUUCAUAUAUUUAAAAGAUUACCAUUGCUUAAUAUCUCAUUUGAACGGAAUUCAUCUUUGGCGGAAAACUCCAAGAGUGAUUCUUAUUGACCGGUUUGAUCUCUACUCAAAUAUAAAUGAAGAAAACUACAAUCCUUUAUGUGGGGCACUAAUAUCUACAUCUAUUUUGGAUGCUUCGUCAUCCAUUUCAAAAAAGACCAAUGAAAAUAUUUUUCUUAUAGUAGCUUGUUCAACACAAAAUAUAGUUAGUAAACGGACCAGUAUACUGAAAAAUUUAUAUUUUCCAAAGACAUUUAUACAUUCAACAGAUUCUGAAACAUUAAAGGUAAUUAACGACUUCAUUAUAAAAUGA
Messenger RNA from Harmonia axyridis, 561 nucleotides. RefSeq lists its product as uncharacterized. The transcript is spliced from 3 exons. Bases 28 to 561 code for a protein of 177 amino acids. The record is from RefSeq and is a predicted model, not a curated record. Lineage: Eukaryota; Metazoa; Arthropoda; Insecta; Coleoptera; Coccinellidae.